Tuber aestivum (summer truffle) is the source of this 650-nucleotide messenger RNA. The record is from the annotation of a GenBank genome assembly. Lineage: Eukaryota; Fungi; Ascomycota; Pezizomycetes; Pezizales; Tuberaceae.
AUCGCCCAUAAGCCUUACGGCACACACGCGCACACACCUAUCCACACGCCGGUCGGAAAGAUUAGAGCAAAUCAUGAUGAUAUAUCCGAUCUUUGUGCAAUUCCCCUUGCCGGGAGAGCAGAUUCCUCCACCGGGAGCCACGCGAAAGUUCAUAAAGUCCUGCUUUUCGAAAGGGUGGGAUCGGAUCCAGAAGGACAUCCUACCGGCGUGCAAGGCGAAGCGGUGCGUUGGGCGGUUCAAACACUCGUUAUCCCAGAAGGAUGCGAGAAUGAAACGGAGACAAGGUGAGUCGGACUGAGCCGGUUUAUCGGGGGAUCCGCAUCUAACUAAGCCAAGUCACUUGCCGUGGUGGAAAAUAUGUACGAUUAUGAGUUUCGAAACCCUUUCUCUUGAGCUCUUGUCCUCUUGCGGUCUUGCUCGAUACUUUGCACCAUCGAUUUCUUUUAUUCUCUCCUUUUCUUAUUCCUUUUGGAGUUUGACUGGCGUUAUGGGGUGGAUCUUAAGGGCACGGAGAUUUUUUUUUUAUGUCUAUACUUCUUCCUUCUCUUUCUUCCUGUAGGAUUUUCUGUUUUCUCCUGGUGUAUACUGUCCAUUCAUUCCUUGUUAAUACCUGUUACCCACUUACAAAUUAUAAAUUUUUUGUUUUGUUC